CCGAAGGUCUCUCUUGCAUUUGUUAUGACAUGAAUAGGAUGCCAAGCAGAGGCUGCAAUAAUGAAAUACCAGUUACGUUCUGACUCCUCCUCUAGUUGGCUUUGUGGGUGGAGAAUGUAUGGGCAGGUUAAACCGCAAAGGAGGGGAUAACCAACAGGUGGAGAACUAAAAACAGUGGAGCACAACAGACUUGAUUUGAUUCAGGGUGAUGAGGAGAUGAGCAUGCAAGUUUGAGUCACUGUGCGUAUGUGAUAGCUGAAGACCUUGACUGUCCACCAGCCCCUCUUUCAGGAAGCUGUGAAUGACAGUUCUCCAGAGCGAAACUGCACCGGUGCUGCCUCUUUCCCCAAUUCCCAAGAGCUAAUUUAAAAUGUUGAGUCAUCUGCUGUGCCGGUUGAAGAAGCUUACAUCCUUUGCUUUUACACCCUCAGGUCCUCUCUCCAGUUCCUGAUUGUUCUGUUACCUUCACAUAUUUUGUGACUCUGCUGUACUUAGUGCCUCUUAUGUUCUGACAAGUUUUACUAAUGAGUUCUAGAAGGAAGUGGUGUCCCUCUAGGUCUGCUCAAACUUAUGAGCUAAGCAUCUAAGAACAUGUAGUUCUGACUGAGCUUUCUUCAUAGAACUGUAUUUUUUUUCUUAAACUCUAAAUUACUGCGUAGCUUUUUAUCCAACUUUGUCAGUGUCAGGGAUUUUAAAGCUUAGAGACAGGCAUAGUUUGCACUAUAAUUAUACUUAGUGAGAACUAUUUUUCACUCUUUUAAGCUGCCUGAGAUCUACUGAAGCAAAUACAUACGCUCAGGUUUUAUUGUUGACUAGUAUGGUAGCUUUCACCCAGAAAAUGAAUUCUUUCAAGCAGUCCUGAUUCUCUUUCCCCUGUACAACGAGGGAAAGUGUAAUAAAACUCACUUGCCACCUUAAUUGAGAUUUACUUCAUGCUAUUUUGGCCUGCUACGAUACAGAAACCAAGUUACAAGGCAAUGUGACAGAAUAGUAAAAGAAACAAAAUAUUCUAAUUGCCUUCUAACUAGGGACUUGUAAUUGUUUACAGUUGAAACUUGUCCAUAUUAAGGAGUAAAUUUGAAGUUAGGGGUCUCAUAGCGAUCUUAAUUCAGCUCUGUUAUGUGUAUGAAGUAUUUCAGUGUUUCAUCAUAAGAACCUUUAAGUCCAACAGCUCUUUCAUUUUGUGCUUCCAUUAGUUGUAUGCAUAGGGUGGGUAAGAUGUCAUUCAUGCUGUUGGGAAUCUUUGGGCAACACGCUGCCCAGUAUUAGCACAACAUAGAUCUGUGGCUGAAACUUGUGUGUUGCCUCUAGCGUUUAUUGCUUAGUCUUAAGCAAAACAAAAAUAAAAGCUGUAAUAGAGUUCUGAUCUUAUUUACUCUUUUAAACCACUUUAGUUUAAUGUUUAAGAUCAAUGGCUUGGAACAGCUUUGCUAUCUUUUUGAUAUAUGAUGCUCUUGAUAAUUUUUUUCUUUCCAAAACUCACUGAACCAGCUUAAACAGUUCUACCAAGCGAUGGCAUUAAACAGGAAAUUUAUGUUAUUCUUGCUUUUUGUUGGUUUGUCCUUUUUCUAUUACACCUCCAGAGUGGUACUGAGUAGAUAUUCUAGGAAAGAUGCUGAGUGAAACUACUUUUUCACUUGCAUGUUGGUGUUGGUGAUCUAUUGAGUUUUCCAGUGUAUUCAGUAAGUGAAGAUAAGAGGUUCUUUUAACAAUUCCUUCGAAUCUGGAUAUCACUUUCCUUUAAUUCUAGUUUUGGAAAUUCAGUUUUUGCAAAGAAGGGGCUUUUGCCUGGAGGAUAAAAUCAAGACUUGCCUAUUUCUUUUUAUUUAUUCCUUAUACUGUAGCAGUCAGUAACUAAACUUCAAAGCAGCUCCUGACUUGGAUUUUCAAAAUCUAACACGUAGUUUCUGGCUUUUGUCAAAGCAAAAUUUGUCAUUUUUUUGUUUAACAUCAGUAAAAAUAUAAGUGUUGUUUGGAAAAGAGAUUGAAAGGAAGGUUCACUUUGGUACUUCCCAACUGUGUAGGCUUUUCUUUAAUUACAAAGGAUGCAGUUCCUAAACCAGCCACUCCUGAUUUUCCUGUUUUAUGCUAGCCCAGUUAUAGUACUAGAUUAGGCUACAGAAGAGAUCCUUAGCAAGGAGUUGAUUAGAUAUAUUUACUUGGAGUGUUUAUUUUCCAGGAUACAGGGGAACCUUCCAGUUUUCUGAAAUAUCUGUUUUAUUGUUAGACUUUUUUUUUUUCUCAGAUCCUUUCAGAGGAAUAGCAAAAAUUCCAGUUUUGUCAGUGAAAAAUGACAAAAUGAGGAGCUAUGAGAUAUGGUUUAGUGGCUUAUGGUAGCAAGGGUAAUGGGAGGACAGCUGGACUAGAUGAUCUUGUAGAUCCUUUCCUACACUGUGAUUCUAUGAUUCCUCACCUCUUUCUUUCUCUUCUAUGAAAAUAAUAGUGGCAGCAUUUAUUUGGGAAGUAGUAGGUAUUUUCACCCUAGGUUGAGCAGAGUAUCUGUCACCAAGCUGUUGUUUUCACACGUGAUGUAUAGCUGUUUCCUUGGCACUGUUAGAAGCUGCAAGGAAGAAGUUCUGAGCUCAGCAAUCCUAGAAAAAGGAUGUUUGUGCUGGGCAAGGUUUCAGAUUUCUUAUUAGAGCCAAUCCUGAGUCAGACUGGGCCUUUGCAGCUGCUGCUGAUUCUUUGGAAGCAGAGUGUGUAUGACAGCACACUCUGAGAGUAACAACUCAUGGCAAUUUAUGCAAGCUACAAUGACUGGCCUUCUUUGAAAUCUAGUAUCUACAGCCUGAUUCCAGCACUGGAAAGGGCUGCCACCACUUUGGCUUAUUCUCUGUGUCUUUGUGCUGUCACAGGCCCUUGACAAAACAUGGCGCAUAUAUUAAAGACGCUCAACAGCUGGUUCUGGUGGGAGAAUAUUUGGAUGCCAAUCAAUUGCACAUGGGCUGAUUUCGUAGACCGCGAUGGCCUCGUCUUUCCAAAGCCACAACAGUUGUAUGCCACAAUACCGUAUGCUUUUGUAUUGCUGAUUAUCCGGUUCUUCACUGAAAGAUACAUUGCUAUUCCUCUAGCAAAAGCCUUAGGUAUAAAGAAUGUGAGACGUGUGAAGCCGCAGCCUAAUCCUGUUUUAGAGAGUUAUUUCCGGGAGUGCUCAAGACAUCCAUCUCAAUCAGAGAUUCAAGGCCUUGCCAAAAAGUGCAACUGCACAGUCCAUCUGGUGGAAAAGUGGUUUAGGAGACGGCGAAACCUUGAGAUCCCAACGGUGCUUCGGAAGUUCCAGGAAGCUUUCUGGAGAUUUUCAUUCUAUUUUGCAUCCUCCAUUGCUGGAUUUAUAUUUCUGUAUGAUAAGCCUUGGUUGUACGACAUAUGGCAGACGUGGGUUGGCUAUCCAUUUCAGACUAUGCUGCCGUCUCAAUACUGGUACUACAUGGCUGAGAUUAGUUUCUACUGGUCUCUCUUAUUUACACUUGGGAUUGAUACCAAAAGGAAGGAUUUUUUGGCUCACGUCGUUCAUCACUUUGCAGCCAUUGGGUUGAUGAGUUGCUCUUGGUGUGGCAAUUACUUGCGUAUUGGAACACUGGUGAUGUUUGUGCAUGAUACUGCAGAUUUCUGGCUUGAGGCAGCCAAAAUGUUUAAUUAUGCUCGCUGGGAGAAAACCUGCAAUAUGCUUUUUUUCAUCUUUUCUAUCGCAUUCUUCAUCACAAGAAUCAUCCUGUUCCCCUUCUGGAUUCUGCGUGCCACGUUGUAUCAACCUACAUUCUACUCCACCACUCCAGUCAUAGCAUAUUUCUUAUUCAAUGGGCUGCUAUUGACCCUUCAAGGCUUACAUUUAUAUUGGGGUUACUUGAUCUUCAAGAUUUUGAAAAGGUUCAUUUUCUUAAAGGACUUGAAAGAUGACCGGAGUGAUGAAGAGGAAGAAGAUUCUGUAACGGAUAAUGAAGAGGAGUCCACAAAGAACGGCAAUAAGAAUGGCUGUGGCUCAGGCAAACAUCUCCUUACCAGCAGUCACCACUAGCCCCCUCGUGCCUCACCUCCUGCAGCGAUUUCUACUCUGUUUUUAACCCAACUUAUGGGAUAAAACCUAAGUCAACACGCUUAGGAGACACUGAUUGAUUUAUUGUUGGCUACUGGGCCUGGAAAAAAGCCCAGUAAACGGGGAGGGGAAAAUUGCAUAAGAUGACAAAAUGUGUUAAUGACCCACUUUCUGAAUCAUUGCUUAGCAUUUGGAAAGGUGCUUGGACACAGACUGCUCCACUCUCACAGUGCUCUACAAGGUGGAAGUGUCAGAUCGUUUAGUGUCCCAUUGAUUUUAACUGUUUUUCAGUCUGAUCGUCAAUUUCAUCAAGCAGUUUCAUUCAUAGGUGCUUCAUGGGAGGUACCUAGUGUGAACUGCAUCAGGAGACAGAGUUACUCGAUGCAGGGAAAAAUGACAGCGGUGUAGGUUGGCUAACGUUGUAUCUUUACUUUUCAGUUUAAAAUCUCAUUAAAGUGGCUAUUUUUUA
Molecule: messenger RNA, 4502 nt
Organism: Lagopus muta (rock ptarmigan)
Lineage: Eukaryota; Metazoa; Chordata; Aves; Galliformes; Phasianidae
Gene: CERS3
Product: ceramide synthase 3
Exons: 11
Coding region: 2870-4015 (381 amino acids)
Biological process (GO): ceramide biosynthetic process
Cellular component (GO): membrane
Molecular function (GO): sphingosine N-acyltransferase activity; DNA binding
Source: RefSeq, a predicted model, not a curated record